Molecule: messenger RNA, 1236 nt
Organism: Linum trigynum
Lineage: Eukaryota; Viridiplantae; Streptophyta; Magnoliopsida; Malpighiales; Linaceae
Source: the annotation of a GenBank genome assembly
AUGAUCGUAUGGGUGCAGCUACCGGCACUCAAAGUCCACCUCUACCACAAAGAAAUCCUGCAUAUGCUGGGGAACUUGAUCGGGCGAACGAUAAAGCUUGACUAUCAUACCCUAACCCAGCAGAGGGCUAAAUUCGCAAGACUGGCCGUGGAGGUGGACCUGAGCAAACCUCUGGUUCCAAGGAUCUGGCUCGACGACGAAUGGCAGGCGGUGGAGUACGAAAACAUACCGGCGGCCUGCUUCGAGUGUGGUAGAAUCGGACAUGUCUCCUCCGCUUGCCCCCUCCUUCAUCCUACGACGUCUCCGGUGAAAGCGGUGCAGGCCUCCCCGGCGGCGACGACGGAGGAACAGCCGGGAUUCGGCCCUUGGAUGUUGGUGACGCGGAAGAGUCGGCGUAAUUCCCGCGACCUCACCGUGAAAGGAAAGGCGGAGAUCCCGUCCAACGUCCAUAUAGGGAAAACAGGGAAAGAAAUAGCGGGGAUCAAGGGUGAUGAAAACCUACCUCUCAACGACACCAUUAUCUCUUCCCGGAACACCAAGAGCGGCGGCCAGGACAAGAAAGGAAGGAGCGGAGUUAGGGCCAGUGGAGAUUCUCGCAAGGGGAAAGAAAAAGUGGGCUCUGAGCCUAGGUUGGAGGCGGGCCUCCUUGGGCCUGGGCCCGUGAACAAAAACAGAAAUGGAGCAGGGCCUUCCUCAGUUUCUGGAGGCCCUUCGGACAUGUCUUCAAGCCGCAAUGGAGUUACUGUGGGCCGGGACGAGCCCAAAGCUGAUUGCUCCAAGAAGGACACGGGCCCCUCUUCCCCAAGUCUGAUCCCAUUUCCAAUCUCCCACACUCCUUUAGUCCACGAGAAGCAUGGCCCAAAUGGUACUUCCCUGCAAAUAAUUGAGAUACAGCCGAGAGCUCCUUCCUCCAAAGACGAAGCGGAGACUCAAUCCCCAUCGGCGAGAUCGCGAACCAAGAAGACCAAACUGGGCAAGGAUAGACAGGCCAAAUCUCCCGCUGCGAAGCUCAAAUCAAGGAAGCCUCUUCAAGUCUGGUCACCAAUUAAAGACAGGAAGCCAAAAUCCAAAAGCAGAAUGGCUUCCCUAACUCUUCAGGAGAUAUCGGCAUGGACGGAAGCAAAGAAUCAGAGAGCCAGGGAGCUCGGCGAUGGGAACCCAGUGGCUCGGAGCAGCGAGACUUCUCCCUCAAACCGCCAGGACGUGAUGACGGAAUUGGCGGACAGCAGCCACUAG